Molecule: messenger RNA, 1944 nt
Organism: Centropristis striata (black sea bass)
Lineage: Eukaryota; Metazoa; Chordata; Actinopteri; Perciformes; Serranidae
Product: gastrula zinc finger protein XlCGF57.1-like
Exons: 2
Coding region: 317-1591 (424 amino acids)
Biological process (GO): regulation of immune system process; negative regulation of transcription by RNA polymerase II; regulation of cytokine production
Source: RefSeq, a predicted model, not a curated record
GGCGCCAAAGCUAAUUCAGAAGAAGAAGCAGAGAAGACGAGGAGGAACGUGGACACACAAGAACAAAGAGCAAACUCGAUGGAUAUACAAGUUACAGGAAAGGCUCACUGUGCUCUGUGGAAAAAGGCCUCAAAGUGAUGCCUUUAGUAGAAUGAGCUACAUAAAAAAAUGAGGGGAAAAGGCGAAAUUCCCCUCACAGACAGAAUGAAAGCAGAGCAAGAGGAGGAACUUUCUCCUUUUUAAUGGAAAACGAACGACGACACAAACUACCGUAUGCUGCUUUUAACCCUGAAGUCCGACUGUACAGAUUAGUACAAUGUUCCAGCAGCUGAUGGAUAAAGAAGAGGUUCCCCCUGAGUGGAGCCCCAGCAUGCACCAGGAGGACCCAGAGCGCCUCCAGAUUAAAGGGGAACAGGAAGAACAAUGGAUCAGUCCAGAGGGAGAGCAGCAUAAUGGUCUGGAGGAGAUCGAUAUCACCAGGUUUCCAUUCACUGUGGUUAUUGUGAAGUGUGAAGAUGAAGAAGAGAAAUGUUCUCUGCUUCAUCACAGCCAAGCGGAGGACAACAGAGAGGUAGAGCGUCCAGCCAGCAGCUCAGCUGUGCAGAUAAAACCAGAAACUGAUGAAGAAGACUGUGGAGGAUCAGAACCAGCCAGGAAGAGAGAGCCAACUCCUGAAAUCGAAAUCCAUUACGAUGAAUGGCAAGACCCUUUGUCAGAUUCUGAACCUGAAGACAGUGAUGAUGAUUGGACCAGGUCACCUGAGUCUGCUGUGAAUGCUCUGAAAUAUGAGGAAGCUCCUGGAAGUGAUGUGACAUCUAACACUGUGAAAAAGUCCUUUAGCUUCACCAGCUUGGAUAGUAAAAAAUGUUUUAGAGUGAAGCAACCAGCAGAAACAAAGACCAGAGUCCACACAAGAGAGAUACCAGUUGGUUGUGAUGAAUGUGGGAAAAGAUUCACAAAACGGGCAUAUUUGAAGUCGCACAAGAGAAUUCACACAGGAGAGAAACCAUUUGGUUGUGAUGUAUGUAAGAAAAGAUUUACACAGCAGGGAAGUCUGAACAGACAUGUAAAAGUACACACAGGAGAGAAACCAUUUGGUUGUGAUGAAUGUGGGAAAAGAUUCACAAAACGGAGACUUCUGAAGUCACACAUGAGGGUUCACAAAGCAGAGGAACUACUUGUUUGUGAUGUCUGUGGCAAAAGAUUUACACAGCGGGGAAGUCUGAACAGACAUGUAAAAGUACACACAGGAGAGAAACCAUUUGGUUGUGACUUGUGUGUGAAAAGAUUUACAACUAAAGGAGCUGUGAAGGCACACAUGAGAGUUCACACAGGAGAGAAACUAAUAAGUUGCAGUUAUUGUGGGAAAAGAUUUACACAUCAGGGAAAUUUGCAGUCACACAUAAGAGUUCACACAGGAGAGAGACCAUUUGGUUGUGACGUUUGUGGGAAAAGAUUUACACAUCAGGGAAAUUUGCAGUCACACAUGAGAGUUCACACAGGGGAGAGACCAUUUGGUUGUGAUGUUUGUGGAAAAAGAUUUACACAGCAGCACACUUUGAAUCGACACCUGAAUGUCCAUCAAGAAUAGAAACCUUUCUAUUCAGUUUUUUGUUGAAGGCAAACAAAGUAAAUGUGUUGGUAGGAGCCUGAGUAGCAUUUCAAUUUCAUUCCUUUUUAUUGUUCUGUGUCUGUUUUUUGUUCUAAAAUAUGCUAAAAGUUAAAAGAAUGUUUUUGUUUUGUUUGUAAAGCAGAGGGGAUGACAGUGUUUUUAAGUCUUUUUAUUAUUAUCAGUAGUUUGUUUUGUACUAAAACACUUUCAUUUACUUUUUCUGUAGAUUUCUUGACAUAAGCUGUAUGUGACUGUAAACUCCCUAACUGAUGAUUAUCAGUGGGGAAAGUGCAUUAUUUAGUUGCCUUUUGAUUAAAUUCUACUGUAACCUA